This is a messenger RNA of Silurus meridionalis, 6233 nucleotides long. It is a transcript of the gene snx27b, whose product is annotated as sorting nexin 27b. Gene Ontology annotation, cellular component: early endosome. Gene Ontology annotation, molecular function: protein binding; phosphatidylinositol-3-phosphate binding. Gene Ontology annotation, biological process: intracellular protein transport; signal transduction. The record is from RefSeq and is a predicted model, not a curated record. Lineage: Eukaryota; Metazoa; Chordata; Actinopteri; Siluriformes; Siluridae.
CCAGAAGCAGGACCUCGUGACGGGGUAGUGGGCGUGGCUUCGGUUUGCGGGGCGGGGCUAUCUCGGGCAGGCGGAUAAUCAGAUGUAUGAGCGCGGCGCGUGAGAAAGCGGAGUCCUAACGGGGAUUAUUUUUUUUUUUUAACUUUUUUUUUUUUUUUUUUAAACAUUUUCCGGGAUUUGAAACCAAACAUGGCAGACGUGGUGGAGGGUGAGGACGUGCGCUCGGCGGCGCCCUCAGCGCAGCGCUCGUCGCGCCAUGGCUCCGGCGGGAGCGCCGCCGCGGGCCCGCGGCUCGUCCGCAUCGUCAAGUCGGACUCGGGCUACGGCUUCAACGUGCGCGGGCAAGUGAGCGAAGGCGGCCAGCUAAGGAGCAUCAACGGCGAGCUGUAGCCGCUCCAGCACGUCAGCGCCGUGUUGCCCGGUGGGGCAGCCGACAGAGCCGGCAUCUCCAAGGGCGACCGCAUCCUCGAAGUGAAUGGUGUGAACGUGGAAGGAGCCACGCACAAACAGGUGGUGGAUCUCAUCCGCGCUGGAGAAAGGGAGCUUGUUCUCGCGGUCCUCUCCGUCCCACAGCCAGAGACGGACAGCUUGGACCCGGGAGACGAUAGCUCAUCCCAGUCUUGCUACGACUACAGCGAUAAGCAGGCCGUCCCGAUCUCUGUGCCCACCUAUAAACACGUGGAGCAGAGUGGCGAGAAGUUUGUGGUGUAUAACGUGUACAUGGCUGGCAGGCAGCUGUGCUCCAAGCGUUACAGGGAAUUUGCCAUUCUGCAUCAAAACCUUAAGAGGGAGUUUGCCACUUUUACCUUCCCCAAACUUCCUGGGAAAUGGCCCUUCUCCUUGUCCGAGCAGCAGCUGGACGCCCGAAGGAGGGGAUUGGAGGAAUACCUAGAAAGAGUGUGUUCUGUGCGAGUCAUCGGGGAGAGCGAUAUAAUGCAGGAAUUCUUGUCUGAAUCAGACGAGAACUAUAAUGGUGUCUCUGAUGUGGAGCUGAGGAUAGCCAUGCCAGACAAAACCACAGUAACCGUCCGAGUUCGAAAGAACAGCACUACAGACCAGGUGUACCAGGCUGUGGUGAUGAAGGUCGGGAUGGACAGUAUUGCAGCCAGUUAUUUUGCUCUCUUUGAAGUCAUUAACCACUCAUUCGUGCGGAAACUGGCUCCGAACGAGUUCCCUCACAAGCUCUACGUGCAGAACUACACGUCAGCCGUCCCCGGUACCUGCCUCACCCUGCGCAAGUGGCUCUUCACCACCGAGGAGGAGAUCUUGCUGAACGACAACGAGCUCGCCAUCAACUACUGCUUUCACCAGGCACUGGAUGAUGUAAAGAGGGGGUUCAUUAAAGCAGAGGAGAAAUCAUACCAGCUCCAGAAACUGGCUGAACAGAGGAAGGUUUCCAUGUACCUGAGUAUGGUGAGGUCGUGUGAAGGCUACAACGAGAUCAUCUUUCCUCACUGCGCUUGUGACUCACGCCGCAAGGGCCACGUCAUAACAGCCAUAAGCAUCCGGCACUUCAAGCUGCACGCCUGCACCGAAGAGGGCACUCUAGAGAAUCAGGUGAUCGCGUUCGAGUGGGCCGAGAUGCAGCGGUGGGACACAGACGAGGAAGGAAUGGCAUUCUGCUUUGAGUACGCACGAGGCGAAAAGAAGCCGCGCUGGGUCAAAAUCUUCACUCCAUACUUUAACUACAUGCACGAGUGCUUCGAGCGGGUCUUCUGUGAGCUCAAAUGGCGAAAAGAGGUUGAAGAGGAAGCAACGGAUAAAGACAAUAAGAAUUGUAGUAAAGAUGAAUAUCUUCCUGCUGUUGAGGCACAGAAGGGAUGGAGGCACCUGAGACAGGAGAUCGUCACCCCCUGAAUAUAAAACCACACACACACACAGACACACACACACACACACACACACACACAGAGGAAAACAGCCAAUGCAGUCUGUCCACUAAUACACACUUACACACACAAACACUCGAUGGACAACCAGAACUAAAAAAUCCCAUCUUCAGACUCAUAGUAGUAAAUAAGCAGACUAAAAAUUUUAAAUCAAUACUUUUUCCCCCCUCACACUUCAUCCAUCCAUCCAUCCAUCAAAUCCAUCAUAUCAUCAUUGAGACUCUGGUUAUUUCAGCCGUUCUGUUGAAGGACGUUUCUGAGGUGACUGCUUGUAAAAAAAAAAAAAACUGGCCAGGCUCAUUUCGUUUAACACUUCAGGCAACUGGCUUUCUUCUUUGUAAGGACACUACCCACAGGUCGUCCUGUGAAAUAGACACUCCCGGCUCUUAGCACUGUGAUCGCUCCCCGGCGACUUUGCACGCUGAGCAGAGCCGUUCGGCCGGCAUCUCGUGAAGGUUUUAAAGCCCCGGCCACAGAGCCAGAAGGCGAAGGAGCGAGCAAAGAGGUGGAGCGCACGUGCAGCCAGGAAGCCUCGGCGGUAAAACCUCAUCCCGACACUAACACACAGAGAUGCACGCAUUCUGUGACGUGAAGCGUGCCGAUCUUUCAGAAUGGCUCGGCAGGGAGGGACUGAGGAGGCAGGGGGAAAACCACAGUGACAUUACUCAUGUGUGUAAAUAUCUUUAAACUUGUACCAUCCACUUGGACAAGCAGAGCAGAUCAGCAAGAAGUUUGAACAGAAAUUCAUUCACGAAAAAAAAAAAAAAAAAGCAAAUGUUUUUUUUUGUUUUUGUUUUUGUUUUUUUAUGUUUCUAAAUUACCCAUAUAUAAGUAAUAUAUAUGACUGGAUGGGGGAAAUAUAGAGGCGAAAAAUAUAUAUACAAAUACUAGAUGGACAACAGUAUUGGCAAACCUGAAUAUUCUACAUACAAGGAAUGUAAUGGCAUUGCAUUCUAAAUAGACAUAAUAUAGAGUUGGUCCCACUCCAAGCUACCAAAGCCUUUACUCGUCUGGGAAGGAUUUAUACAAUGUUUUGGAGUGUUUCUUUAGGAAUUUUUGCUCUUCAUUCAGUAGACCGUUUGUGCAGUCAGGCAUUAAUGUUGGACAAGAAGGGCCUGGCUUGUAAUCUUCCGCACUAAAGUCCUCCAACCAUGUCCUUUUGGAUCUUGCGUUGUGAUCUGGGGCGUACUGUAGUCAUGCUGGACUAGAAAAGAGCCUGUCUUGGUAUGCUGAAGCAUUGAAAUUUCCCUGUACUGGAAGUAAGGGGCCUAGCCCAAUCCCUGAAAGACAGCCUCAUACCAUUUUUCCACCUCCACCAACGUUACAAAGGUUACAGUGCAUCAAAACAAGUAAAAUUGAUUCGGCAUCCGCUAAACCCUGACUGUCAACAGACAAUUCCGCAAAACGUUUCCACAAAUCCAAUUGGUAAUAUAAGGCUUGUAUGCAGCUGCUUAUCCAUGCAUUCCCAUUCCAUUAAGAUCCUGCUGCACUGGUUUAGUGCCAAUAUUGAUGCCAGUGGAAAUUUGGAACUCAUCAGCUACAUAACCAGCACAGCGCUGGUGAUUUUAUAUGGUCUUUUACUGUCGUUACUAAACGCACCCACCAUCCAAUUACACCAGUUACAGUUAACGGCGGAUUAUUGGCUUAUCACAAAGUUGGCAUUCGAUCAGUAUCCAUUUUUCUUCUACAAGCGUGUGUAGGUGCAAGAAACUUGAGGCAUUGGGUCUAAUCAAAGCACUUGGUUUCACUUCAUUAAGAGGGGGCCCCAAUACGUUUAUGUAUAUAGUGUAUGUUUAAAUAUAUUAGUUUUCUUUCUAUUUUUUUUCUAUAUAUUUCCUUCAUCCAGUUCAAACACAUAAUGCAAACAAGUGUUCCUUUGUUUUUUUUUUGUUGUUUUUUUAAGGUAACCUUUACUGUGCACUUAAGAGUUAACAGUAUUACAAACAGGGAAUCAGAGAUCUGACUUUUCAGCUGGGGGUUUUUUUUUGUUUGUUUUUUUAUGCUAUUAGGUCUGCAAGAUGGAGUCAUAAAACAGGGUUCUUUUUUAAAUAGUAAUUAAUAAUAAUUAAACCCGAUCUUGUCCUUUUGGAAUGCGGUGGCUGAAAGACCACAAUGGCCACCAGGAAGACGUGGUCACUGGUAACAUUGAUUGCUUUUACAGUUCUUAGAAUGUUUUAAGAGUAAGCGUUUAGGCAUGUUUCAGUUUUCUUUUACCAUCAUCUAAUAACUAUAAUUUAUUAAUCAUCAUGGGGGGAUAACGUUUUGCUGAAGCCGUUUCGUGUGUGGACGAAUUGCACCAUUUGAUCGUGUAUCACAUUUCUAGAUACAUUUCAGUCUGAGGGUAAACACACAGCAGACUGAUUGUAUUCGAGGCGUGCAUUUAAAAGCGCUACAGAUAAUUACUUUGUUCAAAAAGAGUGAAUUGAUGAAUUGAGAGAAAUAAAGUAGGUGUGCGUAUCUUGUAUUAGAUCGAGAGGUUAGUUAUUGCAGGCAGCUCCCAUGAGAACAUUUUGUAAUGAUAGUUGUGCUGUGCAUUACUCGCCUCCCAUACACACACACACACACACACACACACACACACACACAAAUUAAUAUAUAAUAAAUUAAUCAUCGUGUUGGUUAUGGUUAGGAUUUAAGACUUGGCGAAGGAAAUGGCUGACUGUCUACUGGUGUCUUUAGAAACUGUUUAAAUGCUAUAUAAAAAAAUGCAUAUUGCAGCUUUAAUAUUUCAUAGCUAUAUUAUUUUAAGGGUUUUUUUUUUUUGUGUGUGUGUGUUUGUGGCACGUGUGUAAGUAACUUUGAGGUCGACAUUCCAUAGCCUCUACUACUUUAUAUCAGUCGUUGACUUUUUUUUUUUCUUUUCUUUACCCUAAAUCCCAUGAAGUCACAGAUUAUUUGUAUGUUCAGACCAUUCACAUAUUGUGUUUAUUUUGUUUUGUUUAGUUUUUUAAAGAAAAGGUCUGUUAAAUGAGUAUUAUGGUCAGUAAUUAUGUUGCUUUAACUCCUUACUGCCAUCUACUGUUUUUGUUUGACUUUGGGGAUCAGUUCUUGAAGUCAGUCUCCUUUAGCGCAGGCGCAUAAAAGCUAGUUUGCACUUCUAGUAUUAUUCUUGUUGGUGUGCGAUCACGACUGACUUGACAUUUCAGUGCUGCGUGUUUUUUUUAGGGGGGGGUUGUUGUUUUUUUUCCCCUUUGUUUGUUGUGUUGUUUCUUGACCUCUUCCCAGUUCUUUUUGAGGUACUGGUUUACGUGUGUUAACUUGCCGGCUUAUUUUAAUGAAUAACCCAGGGUUUGCUGUAUGUUUAGCCAUGUUUGAUCCUCCAUUAUUCAGGCUUUUGUCUGAGAUCCAGCUUUUAUGUUUUGAAACGAAUGGAGAAAUGAAUAUAAUGAGUGAAUGUGGUGUGCCACUAAAAGCUUCCAGAAUAGUCUUUGAGAAAAAUAUUUUUUAAAUAUGUUCUACGUCACUCUAAAAUCUCCUACAGACGUUGAACUGAGGUGAGAUCUGUCGAGAAAAAGAUACUUAAAAAAAUUUCCAUAAUCCUAGGAGGCACUCUGAUCAAGAUAGAAAAUGGUGCAGAAAAUUAUAUAGAUGAUAUCGAGAAGAUCAAUAUGAAUAUUUAUUUAAUUCCAGGAAGCACUUGGAAGCAACAAAGCAUGCCAGGAAAACAAAUAACUGCCCCCCACAGCAUAACACUAACACUUCAUAUUAUUAAUCCAAGGGGGCUCUUUUAACCUGGGUAGAACUGUAGGAUCAAGUCGAUUAAUGUCUUGAUCCCACACACACACACACACACACACACACACACACACACACACACACACACACACAGCAGUGGCAUGAGCCAUCACCCAUCUGUAAGCUCUUCAUCAAAGAUUGGAUUUGGAUUGCACUGGUAAAUUCAUACUAACAUCUACAAGUAGCAAGAACAUUAACAUUAUAAAAGCCAGUGGAUAUCUGGAACUCUAGUUGAGAACCACUGUUAUAAUCUUUUCUCAUAAGGCAGAAUGCAGACCACUUUAUACACCCGAGUCAUCUGUGACUCCAUGGACUGAUCGUAGUAAUGUGCAUUUGUCUCCAUCUCUUGUUCUAAUUCUUGUUCUUCUCUCAAAACCAUCACACACACAUUUCUUGCAUUUGCUCUGUUUGCUCUGAAUGGAUUAUACACCUCAUUAAUUUAUUGUAAUAAGGUAUCAUACAGUAUUUUCCAUAGCAUACAAUUUUAAUUUUUUUUUUUUAAAUCCAUGGUGCAUAGAUCAUAGUCACAGAGACAUCCGAAAUGACAGAAGAGUAUUGGAAGUCACAUUGAGCCACUUCGGCAAACGAAUAAAAAAAAAAAAAACCUGA